This is a messenger RNA of Cloeon dipterum, 840 nucleotides long. RefSeq lists its product as uncharacterized. Bases 100 to 825 code for a protein of 241 amino acids. The transcript is spliced from 3 exons. Lineage: Eukaryota; Metazoa; Arthropoda; Insecta; Ephemeroptera; Baetidae. The record is from RefSeq and is a predicted model, not a curated record.
AACAUCUUUUACACUCCCACUGGUGUACUCUGGCAUUCUUCGCCUCAAUCGGGUCAUUUGUUUCUCAUUUGACUACGAUCCCGGUCUUUUAAUAUCAAAAUGGAGCAGGUGUUAUGCAAAUAUUGCAAUAAUCCCCUUGAAGAAAUGUGCUGCACUUACUGCAGAACAGCUUAUGUCUUUUAUAAAAACAAUAAUCCCAAAGAUGCGCCUGGAUUGCUCAAGUUCAUCGCAGGGGAUCUCUCAAUUCUGGCUGAAAGUAAAGCAGGAUUCUGUUUGAUUUGCAACGAGCUGAUGAACCCUGACGAAAUUUACAAACACGCAGAUGUAGGGCACUCAGAAAUGGUAAUGAGACCCUUCUUCUUUUUCGACAUAGACGGUGUGGAAUCAGCAAUCCCUGCUGGGGUAGACGUAGACCAUUUAAUUAUAUGUCCGGAUUGCCAUAAUGUGGUGCUAAAAUUCAUGCUCACUCACCACGAGUGUCCGAUUGUUUCAUCUAAUACAAAGGGUCAAGACAUGCCAGGAAUGCCUGAUGAGGCCGCAGGUCCAGAUCCCAGCAUGAAGACAUUACCUCCUUCAGAUCAAAGGUCAGUUGACUUGGGCCCAAAAAAUGGGCCAAAAAGACCCGGUCACGCGAUCAAUGUGACUGAAGAGAGAAAGAAAGAGGAGGACACAUUCAGAUUCAGAAAUACUCAGGCUUUCGAGUACGGGUUUGAUUUCCUUUUCAACCAACAGCUGACGUUGAGAACAGACGAGGAAGUGGCCAAGGUUCACAAAUGGCCAUUGAAAAAACUCAAAGAAGGCGAGGAAAAAGAGACCAAGCAAUGACUUAAUUUCAAGUGA